Molecule: messenger RNA, 2717 nt
Organism: Cavia porcellus (domestic guinea pig)
Lineage: Eukaryota; Metazoa; Chordata; Mammalia; Rodentia; Caviidae
Gene: Etfdh
Product: electron transfer flavoprotein dehydrogenase
Exons: 13
Coding region: 485-2278 (597 amino acids)
Biological process (GO): electron transport chain
Cellular component (GO): mitochondrial inner membrane
Molecular function (GO): iron-sulfur cluster binding; electron-transferring-flavoprotein dehydrogenase activity
Source: RefSeq, a predicted model, not a curated record
GCUUGAGGCAGAAGUGGAGGCGUUGCCCGAAGCUGCGGGUUGCGCUGGGACUUGGAAUGCUUUUUUCUUUCUGGCCGGCUAGCGACCCGGAAGUUUCCCUAGUUGUCGCGUCAUGUGCGGCGCCGGCGCAGAGGGAGGCGGGGACGCUUCGAGGCAAGGGUGGCCGGCUGAGCUGAGACAGACUUCGGGGGCGCUCUCGGAAGUUCCCGGCUCGCAAUGGCGCCCCCCACAGCCUAGGAGCCCGCGCGCGCGCGCGCAGAGACGCAGAGUGUCCUUCGGCCGUGCGGCCCAGAGAGCGCCGGGCGCUUGGGCCACGAUGGCGCCCCUCCCCAAGCUGUCCUGCCGGGGUGAGAGCGGUCGCCGCGCGGGGACCAGUGCCGUGGCGAGCCGAGCGGGCGGUGGGGGCGACGGGCCGGGCAGCGCUUAGCAGCCCCUCUCUGCCCAGGGUUUAGAGCAAGUAUAUCAGUGCCUUCAAAUCUUAAAAAUGAAGAAAAAUAUUCCACUUCUGUGUGCUUCAAGGCGGUCUUCAACAUCCACCGUACCUCGAAUUACGACCCACUACACCGUGUACCCCCGGGAUAAGGACCUGCGAUGGGAAGGAGUGAGCAUGGAGAGGUUUGCAGAAGAGGCGGAUGUGGUGAUCGUGGGCGCGGGCCCUGCGGGGCUCUCUGCCGCCGUACGGCUGAAACAGUUGGCUGCGGAGCACGGCAAGGACAUCCGAGUGUGUCUGGUGGAGAAAGCCGCUCAGAUCGGAGCACACACACUCUCGGGAGCCUGCCUGGACCCCGGGGCUUUCCAGGAGCUCUUUCCAGACUGGAAGGAGAAGGGGGCUCCACUUAACACCCCUGUAACAGAAGACAGAUUUGGAAUUUUGACAGAGAAAUACAGAAUUCCUGUGCCAAUUCUUCCAGGUCUCCCGAUGAACAAUCAUGGCAACUACAUUGUGCGCCUGGGACACCUGGUGAGCUGGAUGGGUGUGCAGGCCGAGGCCCUCGGCGUGGAGGUCUACCCUGGCUACGCCGCCGCCGAGGUCCUGUACCAUGAAGAUGGUAGUGUAAAAGGAAUUGCCACUAAUGACGUAGGAAUACAGAAAGAUGGUGCCCCGAAGGCUACAUUCGAGAGGGGGCUGGAGCUGCACGCCAAGGUCACGGUCUUUGCGGAGGGUUGCCACGGACACCUGGCCAAGCAGCUCUACAGGAAGUUUGAUUUGCGGGUGGACUGCCAACCCCAGACCUACGGGAUUGGGCUGAAGGAGCUGUGGCUCAUUGAUGAGAAGAAGUGGCAGCCGGGACGCGUGGACCACACGGUGGGCUGGCCGCUGGACAGACACACGUAUGGAGGCUCCUUCCUCUACCACCUGAAUGAGGGCGAACCCCUCGUGGCCCUGGGCUUUGUGGUCGGCCUGGACUAUCAGAACCCCUACCUGAGUCCCUUCCGGGAGUUCCAGAGGUGGAAGCACCACCCCAGCAUCGCACCCACCCUGGAGGGUGGCAAGAGGAUCGCCUACGGGGCCCGGGCGCUCAAUGAGGGCGGCCUGCAGUCCAUUCCAAAGCUCACCUUUCCCGGCGGCUUACUCAUUGGCUGCAGCCCUGGUUUUAUGAAUGUUCCCAAGAUCAAAGGGACCCACACGGCGAUGAAAAGUGGGAGUUUGGCGGCAGAAUCAAUAUUUAAUCAACUGACUAAUGAAAAUCUCCAGUCACAGACAGCAGGACUCCAUGUAACAGAGUAUGAGGAGAACCUAAAGAAGUCUUGGGUGUGGAAAGAGCUAUAUUCUGUUAGAAAUAUAAGGCCAUCCUGCCAUGGAAUCCUGGGUGUAUAUGGAGGGAUGAUUUACACGGGAAUAUUCUACUGGAUCCUGAGAGGAACAGAGCCAUGGACUCUAAAACAUAAGGGUUCUGACUCCGACCAGCUCAGACCAGCCAAGGACUGCACGCCCAUCGAGUAUCCCAAGCCCGAUGGCAAGAUCAGUUUUGACCUCCUGUCGUCAGUGGCCCUGAGCGGCACCAACCAUGAGCAUGACCAGCCGGCGCACCUGACGCUGCAGGAUGACAGCGUGCCCGUCCGCAGGAAUCUGUCCGUGUACGACGGGCCCGAGCAGCGCUUCUGCCCGGCGGGAGUUUAUGAGUUUGUACCCUUGGAACAAGGUGAUGGAUUUCGGCUACAGAUAAAUGCCCAGAACUGCGUGCACUGUAAAACCUGUGACAUCAAGGAUCCAAGUCAGAACAUUAACUGGGUGGUGCCUGAGGGUGGAGGAGGACCCGCCUACAACGGAAUGUAAAGUGUGGCUGGUUUCGUGGAAUACACAGUUCAGAAUAGAUUCUUCAAGUGCAGAUGUGUGGCAAACUACUUUUACAUUGUCAGCCAGGUGUGGUGGUGCACACCUGUAAUCCCAGCACUUAAAAGGCUGAGGCAGGCAGAUCACAGUGAGUUCAAGGCCAGCCUGAAUUACAUAGCAAGACCCUGUCUCAAAAAAACCAAACCAAAAAAAUAUUAUGUCUUCAUGAAGUAUCAGUAAAAUAUUUUACUUUUAUUGGUACCGGGGAUUGAACUCAUGACUCAUGACCACCGGGGUUGGACUCAUGACCACUUGCAAGGCAGGUGCUUAUGCCAACUGAGCUAAAUCCCUAGCCCCAGGAAAAUAUUUUAUAUAAUAUCUAACAUUAUCCUGUGAAAAUUACAAAUUAUUUCUCUUAAAUAAAGCUGUAUGAAGCAUCUUA